AUGGCAUCGGCUAUCCCAACAAGGACGGAUUCGAAUGGCAGGAUUGACGACAAGGCUCGCGCACUUCUACAGCAACGCGCUGUCGUCCAUCGUAACCCUGCAUCAACACCGAACGCAGCCCCACAGAUAGAAGAGUGGGAGGUGGAACACGCCUUGCGUCAAAUGAAGCCGGGGAAGGCACCAGGACCUGACCGCAUCUCAGUAGACUUUCUGAAGUCGGCGUCCCGCACCGUCAUAAAACAGCUCACCAGGCGCUAUAACAGGUACAUGGACGCGCAAGAGAUCCCGGACCAGUGGAAGACGUCAAGCACGGUUCUUCUGUUCAAGAAGGGCGAGCGCGACCUAAUGAAAACUAGCGCCCAUUGCCCUCUUCUCGCAGACAUAUAA
This is a messenger RNA of Cooperia oncophora, 387 nucleotides long. Lineage: Eukaryota; Metazoa; Nematoda; Chromadorea; Rhabditida; Trichostrongylidae. The record is from the annotation of a GenBank genome assembly.